AUGGACGGAAACGUGACGCUGGGCCGCGGACACGUUUUCCCGCUUGAAAACUACAAGGUUCCUUAUUAUUAUUGUCGAUUAUUGUUGUGGGUGUUGUUUGAAUUAAACUGGUUUUUGGCUAAUCGAAAAAAAUUCGAUGAGUAGGAGGUGGAGGUGGAGAGAUAGGAAAUUUAUGUGAGGUAGGGCGAAAUUUAGAAUUUUAGAAAGUUUGGUAAGAUGAACAGAAUUGUUUUAAGGUGUAAAAAAUUCAAAAUUCUCUCAUUUUUAACAAUUUUAAGCUUCAAGCUUGAAAAUCCAUUCAAUUAUUCAGGAUAUGUUUCAUACUUGUUCUAGAAAACAAUCCGAAUUGUAAGGGGCGGAUGGAAAAUUAUUUGAAAAUCAUUGUUUUUCGGUUGAAACGGCUUAAAAUCUCUAUAGGAGCCACUUGCAUGUUCUAGUUGCAAACAUAAAGUGGUCCCUGGAGGGGAGCCUUCAAGAGCCCUAAGUUUCCUCCUAUAGUGACAACUCUGGCGUUCCUAAGACUGGUUGACCUUUUGUAAUUGGUUUUUAUUUCAUAAUUCAAGGUUGCGAAAAUUAAUUUAAGAGUAUUUUUUUCGCAGAGAAAAAUGGCUCAUUUUUAAAAAAAUAGAAGAGAAAAAAAGGUUUUAAUAUGGGUCACAGAACUCUUAAUUUUAAUAAAUUUUUGAAAAAAAGCACAAAAUUAUAGUCAAUGUUUCCCGACUUGAAAGGCGAGAGGCGGGGCAGGGGCGGGACGCGUAGCGUGUGCGUUCGCGGUUCUUGGCACGAGUUCAAUUCAAUUUCCGCCGACUAUUUAAAAAACUCGGCAGCCGCUCUUUUUCGAUGUUUUGUACUCUUUUUUGAUGCACUCAUGAACAUAAUCAAUAAAUAAUUGAAAAAGGAAUGAAAAAAGCGAAAAACGGGCUUUUCAAAGAGUAGAUGGCGGUUAAAUUGACCUCGUGCCAAGAACCGCGAACGCACACGCUACGCGUCCCGCCCCUUGCCCCGCCUCCCUCGCCUUUCAAGUCGGGAAACAUUGACUAUAACAAUAGAAUUUUUUUUGAGUUACGUUUUAAGCUUGAGAGAAUGUAACAUAUUUUGCUGUUCCAUUCCAAAAAUAAGAACUUGGAAUAUUUUUCCGGAUUUAGUUCUGUUCUAGAAUGGAGAAAAUUUUCUUUUGAAGGUCUUUCCUAGUAUAUUCGGGAAAAAUCAAAACAGAAGACUUAAAAAAAUGAUAAAAUAAUUCUUAAUUCCUGGAAUCAAGGACCUUCAAGUUUUGAUGAUAUUGUACCAAUUUUUUUCUUUUUAAUUCCUUUGAAAAAAAUGGAUGUAACCCCCAUAAGUUAGCAUUAUUUUUGUUCUGAGAUCUAUUAAUUUUGUUCGUUUCUGUUAUUUCAUGACAUAGGUUUCGAUAAAGUGACUGAAAAACUCAAGUCAGUUUUUUAAGAACGUUUUUUUGAUUUUGAGUUUUUUUUCGCCUAUUUUUCCAAUAAAAUCCUUGAAAAACUCUCAAUUUUACUAUAAUUUAUUUUAAAACAAAAUAGCAUUCAUUUUUGAUCAUUUUUUGCUGAUUUUAAGUAUAAGUUGUGAAAAAAUACAUUAAAAAAAACCCAUAAAUUUACCUUUCUUUCUCUGAAAUCGAGAAUUUUUCCAACUCUGAUCAUUUUUGCUAGCUUUUUUUGUAAGUUAGGGAGCGAAUUUUUAUUUAUUUCUUUUUUUUAUAAAUAUCUUUUGAAGCGGGGAGCUCGUGUCUGGCACCGACAUCCGGAGCUCGUUUGGGUCGAAGGUCGUCUGGAAGAUGACAUCACCUUCGAAUCCAGGGAAUACACCAUUUCCUUUGAAGAUUACCCGGUUUUCGACUUUACCCUGAGAUUUCAUCUGUUUCUCGAUUUUUCCAGCGUCAAACAGUGCCCCUGAAGGCGAUUGAACAGUUGCCUUUCCUCUGUAAUCCGGAAAUUCUCGUCGGGAAGGACGAUUUGACCGCCUUGUCGUAUCUUCAUGAGCCUGCUGGUGAAUUUUGACUCGAAAUAUGAUUUUUCUAUUUUAUAAAAAAAUACUAGAAGGCGUUAGGAAGCCUAUAGGUAAUUUUAAAAACUUUGAAAAAUUGGAAAAAAAAUUUUUUUUUUCAUUUUUUUGAACUAAAAAUCUGGGAAAAAUCUUGAAAAAAAUCGAUCGAUUUUUGAUUAUUUGUGAUUAUUUUGGGAAUUCACAACAGAAUAUACUGCUUUGAAUGGAGCUUCCAACAGAACUACAAAAAAAUAAAUUCGUUUGUUUUAUCGGUUCAAUUGAUGCGUAAAAUGUAUAGGAAAAAAUUUGAAACAGUGAACUUAUGUAUCCGGUUGUAUUUUCUAGGUGUAUUUUUUUUUAUUCGUGAAAAGGUUGAUAUUUCUUUCUAAUUAGGCCUGCGUCUUUUCUCGACAUUUUUGUGCGGAAAAUCUCUUUAUAGGAAAAGGUGUUUUUUUGGCAUUUUUCAAAAAGGAGUUCUCGAACUGGAAUGAAAAUUUAUCACUGGCUGUCGCUUUUUUUUCAUUUUCUGACAGCUUUUUAUUGAUGAUUUAACAACCCAGAAGCUUGAAAUAUCAAAAUAUUUACGGCAUUUUGUUGAAAAUUUAAUGAGUUUUUCACCGCUGAUUAUUCGAUUUUCCAGUCCUCCACAACUUGCAAAAUCGAUUCGUCGUCCGGCAGAGCAUCUACACGUACUGCGGGAUCGUACUCGUCGCCAUAAAUCCCUACGCGGAUUGUUCUCAUUUGUAUGGGGAUGAAGUUAUUCAAGUUGGUCUUGGAGACUCGAGAAAAAAAAAACCGGGGAUAAUAUGAUAUGGAUUGCUCUAAUUGCUUAAAGCAUUAAAAUUUCCGAUUUUUCUGGAUUUUUUGGGUAUCUAAAUCGUUAAUAUUAGUGAACAGUAUCAAUAAACCUUCUUGAUAAGGUGCCAUUUUUGGAUCCUCGAGCUAAAAUUUGUCAAAAAGCCCUUUUUAAGCUGCCCGGGCUAAAAAAAAGGCCCUUUGAAGUCCCCCGGGCUGAAAAAUGCCAGUAUAAGGUUCUCGUGCUAAAAUUCGUCAUUCGAAGGUCCUCGAUCUAAAAAAGGGCCAUUUCAUGUUGCCCGGGCUAAAAAAAGGCCCUUUAGGGUCCCCCGGGUUGAAAAAGGCCAAUAGAAGGCUGACCUGCUCAAAAAAUGUAAUUUUUAAGGUUUUUGGGCUAAAAUAAGCCAUUUUGAAGUUUUAGCUGAGUUUUAGUUUCAAAAAAAACUUUUUCAAGGUCUCCGGGUUAAAAAAAUAUCAUUAAAAAAAUUGAAAAAUCUUAGGUUAAAAAUGCGGAAUUUUGUACACGAUAGUCUUCGGAUAACCCUUUCUUCGUACAAGUUAUCAAAAAUGGACUCUCCAGGUGUACAGAGGGGUCGGAAAGUCGGUCCGAGAGCUGGACCCCCACAUUUUCGCCGUCGCCGAAGAGGCCUUCUACGACAUGGCCGAGUUCGGGAAAAGCCAGUCGAUUAUUGUCAGCGGCGAGUCGGGUGCAGGCAAAACCGUGUCCGCCAAGUUUGUCAUGAGGUGAGUCUUGGGGGAAAGCGUCGCGGCUCGCGAAGCGGUCUCGAAAAUUUGCCGCUUUUCUGUGUCUCGAAACGAUUUUCAUUGGUUUUAAACCGUGGAUCAAUUGGAAAAAAGCUCCAUAGAAAGUUCCUUAUAAGGUGAUAAAGGUUCCUUUUUUUGCUGUCUUUUUGCGCCAUUUCAUCGGCUGUUAUGCACCAUUUUUGCUGUCUCUCCCAUUUUCCACCGUUUCUUGUGCCUUUCAAAUACCAGAAAAUGGAAGGUUCGAUAAAGGGACUCUUUUUGCUCCCUUUCUGCAGCCUUUUUGCGGCAUUUUUUGAACCUUUUUGAAGCUUUUUUGCAGCUUUUUUGCAGCCUUUUUGCAGCCUUUUUGUUGCCUUUUCGCUGCCUUUCUGUAGCCUUUUUGCAGCCUUUUUGUUGCUUUUUGUCGCCUUUUUUGAGCCUCUCCCUUUUAGCCGCCAUUAUGAACCAUUACAACUUUGCCCGAAAACGGUUUUUGAUGGUUUCGAACCUUUAGAAAUCGUUUUGAGAUCUAUCAUCAAAAAUCAGCACCAUUAAACUUUAGAAGCAAAAACUCAAAAAUCAAGACUGGAACCCGUGGGAAAAUGUGGAAUUAUAUGAGAUUUUCAGAAAAAAAAAACGGAUAAGAAAUCAAAUUUGAGGCUCAACGGAGUAGUUUUAUAACAUUUUGUGAAAAAAUAAUAAAAAAAAAAACUAGAAUUUCCAUGAGAAAAGGUUCUACGAGUUUUUAGGAAAAUCGGAAAAUAUUAUAUUUCGAGUUUUUGGUUUCUUAAUUUCUUAAAGAAACAGUUUCGCUUUGGAGAAUUGGUUAAAAGUCGAAAAAUUCAGUUCAAAAAAACUAAUAUAGGUUUUUGAAACGUUAAACGAUUUGUAAUUUUAUUCAGUUCAAUUGAAAGAACUAUAAUUUUUCCAAAUUUGAGAUCCUAUUCUUAAUUUUAAACUUGUCGAAAUUUGGCUAAAAUGAGACACUCUGAGAAAAGAAUUUCUGACAGUUGAGUCUCGGAGAAUCUUCAUGAUAGAAAUCAAAAAAAUCGGUUUUAUAAUAAUUUUAGAAAGAACCACCCAAAAACCCCAAAAAAAACAAAACCACAACACCAACCACACCCCCAACAACCAAACACAAAAACAACCCCACAACCACCCAACCCAAAACAACAAAACACAACCCCACCAAAACCCACAACCCACACAACACCCCCGAACACAUUUCUAUCCAAAAGUCGCCCCGCUCAUAGAACCAGCAAACGCCCUUUUUCUUAAAAAAACCACAAAACAAAACCACAACAAAAACAAAGUUUUGAGAAAAAAACCACAACCCCAACCACCCACCCACAACAACCAAAAACAAAACAAAAAAAAAAAAAAACCCACCCAAAAACAAAAACCCCCCCAACACCAAAACAACCACAAAAAAACAAACCAAAAAACACAAAACCAAAAAACAUCCCCCAAUUACUACCAGCCCAUUGCAAUAAAUGCUGCGCCCCGAUUGCAUUUAGCCACGCCCACGUACGACGCCUGUUAAAAAGUACACGCAACUUGAAAUUUUUUGAAAAUUGAACAGAUCAUUUAUUUUUUAUCGUUUCUAGGCCCCUGGCGAGAGAAAUUACCACAUUUUCUACCAACUCUGCGCGGCUCGGAAUAAUCCCGAAAUCAAGGAAUUGCAUUUGGGUUGGUUUUUUAGUUCAUAUUUUGAAGAUUGAACUCUUUAAAUAGGCUCAUUUUAGGUCCUUGUGAGAAUUAUCACUACCUGAGCCAAGGCGGCGACAGUCGGAUACCCGGGGUCGACGAUCGGGCCGAUUUCGAAGAAAUGACCAAGGUUUCCGGUUUCAAAAAAGAUUGAAAAAAUGAGAUUAUAUUUAUUACAGGCCUUGAAAAUGCUGGGAUUCGAAGAAGGCCAAAUAAUGGACGUUUUUCGGGUCCUAGCCGGGGUUCUACUCAUGGGAAAUGUUCAUUUUGAUGACGGCGAAGCCUGUGCCGGCAUUUCGGUCAGAUUUUUGGGUUUUUGAAGAAAUUCUAUAUUAUUUUUUUCACAGAGAAUGUAAAUAUACAGGAUCAAAAAAACGUUUUGAAAAAAAUUGCUUUUUUUCAGCGAUUUUCUAUCGAUAAAAAAAUGACUAUUUUUUUCGUUUUUUUCCGGAUUAUUUUGUCAGAAUAAUUUUCUCCAAAAAAACUUAUUUUGAAACUGCUUUUAAGUUUUUUUAGGUCGAAUUAUGGACAUGAAAAAAACCUCCUUUUUCAUCACAAACUUUCAAUUUUAUUAACAAAAAGUUGAAAAAAAUUUUGAAUUUUGAAUGAUUUUUCCAGCGGUUUGAAUAGAUGAAAAAUGAUCAUUUUUUUGAUCGUUUCCAGAUUUUUUUCGUCUGGAACAAUAGUUUUUUUGAAAAAUUUCUUUCAAGCUUGUUUAGAAAAAUUUUCCGUUAUUUCAUUCAGUCUUUCAAGUUUUUUUGAAGGGGAAAAACUAAAGGUUUUUUUAUCUAAAAUUUUUUUAGAGAAAAAAAGAGUUUUUUUCAGCGUUUCGAAUCGGUAAAAAUGACCAUUUUUUUGGUCGUCUCCGGAUUUUUUUCGUUUGAAAAAAAUAAUUUUUUUGAAAAAAAUGUUUUUUUAUUUAGAUUCUCAAGAAAAAUUUUUAUGACGUUUCGGUCAUCUUUUUGAGAUUUUCUGAAAAAAAUAGAGAAAAAUGAGAGUUUUUCAGCGGUUUUUAUUGAUAAAGUUGAAUAUUUUGCGUGUUUCCGGAAUUUUUUUGUCUUAAAAAAAUAGUAUUUGGAACUCUAUAUGGAAUAACACGGGUUUUUACAUUUUUGAUUAUUUCAGUCGAACAGUUCAAGUGAAAUCGCGAGAUUGUGCUCAUCUCUGUGGCAAGUCGACGAGAAUCUCCUUCGAAUCUGGUUGACUCGCCGCGAAAUUCGGGCCGUCAAUGAAGUCGUCACCAAGGGACUCACCAAGGAUGAUGUGAAUUUUCGAAUCAAUCAUAUUUUUGUUUAAAAAUAGCUGCUUGAAAGAUUUUUUUGAUCAAUCGUUUUGAGACCCUUUUCUGUGGGCUUUUUAGAAUUAAGGCGAAUUUUGUAAUUAUCAUUCCUACCGUAAUUGAAACCGUAAAGCUACCGUAAACCGCCUCCAUUGCUACCGUAAUUGAAACUGUAAAGCUACCGUAAUCAUAGCCCGGAAGCUACCGUAAGACGCUCACAUUGCUACCGUAAACAAAGAUGUAAAACUACCUUAAACCGCCCCUAUUGCUACCGUAGUUAAAGCCGUAAAACUAUAGUAAGACGCCCCUCUUUCCACCGUCAGUUAAGGCCGUGAAGCUACUGUAAACCGCCUCCGUUGCUACCGUGAUUAAGGCCGUCAAGCUACCGUAAACCGCCCCCAAUACUACCGUAAUUAAAGCCGUUAAGCUAUCGUAAUCAAAGCCGUUAAGCUACCGUAAGACGCUACCAGUGCUACCUUAAUCAAAGCCGCAAAGCUACCGUAGUUUAAGCCGUGAAGCAACCGUAAUUAAAGCCGUUAAGCUAUCGUAAUCAAAGCCGUUAAGCUACCGUAAGACGCCCUCAUUGCUACCGUAAUUAAAGCCGUAAAGCUACCGUAAUUGAAGUCGUUAAGCUACCGUAAACCGCUCCCAGUGCUACUGUAAUCAAAGCCGUAAAACCACAGUAAGACGCCCCUAUUUACUCCCUGAUUAAGGCCGUUAAGCUACCGUAAUUUUCGCGUGACGAUGAUCCUUUCUUAGUGCUUCAUUUUUGGCUUCUUUUCCAAGCUGUAAGAUAAAAAAAAUCGAAAAAUUUAGCGCUAUAAAAGGUUUAUCGUCGAUCGAUUCAGAAGAUAAGUUAGUUAAAAAUCUGAACAGAAAUAACCUUGAAGAUAUUUGGAUUCAGGCUUGCCGAUCCCGCGACGCCCUCACCAAAAUGAUCUACGCGCAUUUGUUCUCCUGGCUCGUGGAUCGAGUGAACGCGGCUCUGGAGGAAGUUGAUCUGCAGAAAAAUCAGUCCUCGUCCAGAAAGCGAUUGGAACGAUUCAUUGGAGUCCUCGAUAUCUAUGGGUGAAUGGGAAAACCGUCUUUUACUUCAUUUUUGAUUGAUAGUCUUCUUUUUUCGUUUCUUUUUCUCGUUAUUGUCGAAAAUAGGCCACCUAAGUGUAGUCGAUUAAUAUUUGAUUUAUUUUCUGAAGGGGGAGGAAUUUUUUUCAAGACUCAAAAAGGGAGAGAUUUUAUUCAUUAAAGUAUCCAUUUUUUUCCCCAAAAUAGUGAUUUCUGUUUAUCUUUUUGAAGCCUUCGUUUAAUUUUUUUAAAAAAAUCAGAAAUUCAUUAAUUUUUUUCUUGAAAAAUAUGCAAAAAAAUAUUUUUUUCUAUACCCUUUUUCUAACCCAAAACAUUUUUUUAAAAAAAUUUUUUUCAUGACCUAAUCCAUCCAUUUCCAGAUUUGAAACAUUCGAAAUCAAUUCCUUCGAGCAAUUUUGCAUAAACUACGCCAAUGAGAAACUCCAACAGCAGUUUAAUCAAGUUAUCUUUAUCAAUUUUUUUGAUCUGAUUUGAAUUUACUGAACUUCAGCAUGUAUUCAAACUAGAACAAGAGGAAUAUGUGAGAGAGGAAAUCGAGUGGGUCCGCGUGGAUUUCCAUGAUAAUCAGCCGGCGAUCGAUCUGAUCGAAGGACAUCUCGGCUCGAUUUGUCUCAUCAAUUUGUUGGAUGAACAGUGCAAGGUGAGCAAAAUGUGGAAUUUUGAGAAAGAAAAAGUUAAAAAAAAAAGAAUGGUUUGGAAAAAAUGUAUUGAAUCAAAUUUUGGAGUCAGAAAAAAAAAGUAAUGGGGACGUUUUCGAGUAAUAAGGGUCUAAACCCCCAAAAAUAGUUCAUUUUAAUGGAUUUUGGGCAUUUCCUGGAAGAUUAGAAAGUUGUGUAGAUUGAGGCUUCCAGUAUCUUCAUCUGGUACCUCAAGAAGUAUUCUGACCAACUUAGUAAAAUGACCUCCCUUGUGAGAGAAAUGGAAUAAAAAAUGAGAAAGUUAGGAAGAGCUACAAUUUUUGCUCAUGUAUUUGUAUCAUGUAGGGGCUAGAGAUUUCGAGCUUUUUGGUUCACAUCUAUCUAGUUUUUGAGUUAACCUUGUUGUGCUCCAUGCUUCAUCUACAUACCCACCAAAAAAUGAGCCCAAUCUGAGACGCUGAAGUCUUCGACUUUUGAGGGUCCAUAACUUUUUUCACAGGCCUCUAGGGCAGUUUUUAGGACCAGAUUUGGAAUCAGCGUAAAAAACUAAGGUAGAGCGUGGGAUGUGAAAAAAAAAGUGUUAAAGGGAAAUUUUGAGUUUGAAAUAUUUCACAUGUAACGAAAUACGUUGAAAAGUUAAAAAUGGAAAAAAACGUGGAAAUUAGGGGUUUCUAUCAUUGAUUAACUCAACUGAAUGUUAAAAAAUAAGAAAUAAAUAUUUGGCGAAAUUUGUUGGAUUAACGGUGAAAAAUGAGAAAAAUGUUUGAAAAAAUCGUUAAAAAAAAAGAAAAAGUAAAAAAAUAAUCGAAGUCGGAUAGAGAGAGGGAUGUAAAAAGUGUUGAAGGGAAAAAUUAGAGUUGGAAAUUUUAGAGUUUGAAAUAUUUCACAUGUAACGAAAUACAUUGAAAUUUAAAAAAUGGAAAAAAAAAACUUGGAAAUUAGGGAUUUUUUUAUCAUUGAUUAAUUGAACUAAAUGUUGAUAAAUAAGAAUGAGGGAAAAAUAUUCGGUGAAAUUUACUGGAUGAACGGGAAAAAUGCUUGAAAGUAGGGUAAUUAGGAGUCUUUAUAACGCAAUAACUGUAAAAAAAAUUUAGAAAUAAAAAAAAUCAGAAAUUUUGGAAAGAAAAAGGUGAUUUUCUUCAAAAAAAAAAAUCACUUAUUUCUAUUCGUAUUUUGCAGUUGGUCCGAGGAACGGACAAAGAUUGGCUCAGUCAAAUUUCGGGCAAUCCAGAACUCAAAAGAAAUCCCCAAUUGGCCUUCCCGCGGGUCCGAUGCGACGAUUUCAUCGUCCGACAUUUUGCAGCUGAUGUAAUAUUUAUCAAAAAAUAAAAGUCAGGAAGGAAUUUUCCAGGUGACUUAUACAAUUGACGGUUUCGUUGAGAAGAAUCGCGACACGAUCAGCGAACAGCUCUUGGAAGUCAUCUUCAUGACCAAGGUUCGACAAAAAAAUGAAAAAAGAAAAAUCAAAGAUACGUUCUCAGUGGAAUAUAAAUGGUUGUUAGGUACAAUUAUUUCAGGAUUUUUCAAAUUUUCGAAAAGCUUAAAAACCGAAAAAUAUGGGUAUUAGAACAAUUACAAUUUAUUUUAGGUUUGAUAAGUCGAAGAUUUUCUCAGAAAUUUGAAUAUGAAAAAAAUAAAAAAAGCGAAAAUUUUGAGAAUAAUAGUUGGAAUCAUAUUCUCAGGUUUUAGGUAGAAUAAAACUAAAAAUUUUUUUAGAAAAAGAAGCAAUUUUUUUAAACUCCUUUGCGCUUUUUUUCGUGUUCUGAAAAAUUUUUUUCUUCGUACUUUUUUUCUCCGAUUUUUUUUCAAGCCCAAAAAAAUGGAAGGGAACCAUAAUUUUGUAUAACUAAGGAGGUUCAAAUGAAAAGGUUCGUUUUCUUUUUAAUUUAGUAAAAAAAUUCAACUUUUUAUUCAUUUUAUGAACCCUAAUAUCAAGUAAUGAAGUAAAAACUCUCUUUUAUCCGAUUUCAGUUCAAUUUCCUACGAGAAGUGCUCGGUCCCCAGGCGACGGCCGUUUUGGAAGCCAAAAAAGGAGCCGCCAACGGAAAGAGAACUGUGAAGAAGACGGUGGCUAGUCAGGUAGGAAAGAAAUUCCCGAACUUCAUAAAACUGACAAUUUCAGUUCCGAGACUCUCUGAAAGAUCUGAUGACGGUCUUAUGUUCGACUCGGCCUCAUUAUGUCCGAUGCAUCAAGCCGAAUGAUGGAAAGAGAAGGUUUCACCCUUUUUGAUGCUUUUUUUUCCUUUAUCUGUUUUUGGAAAAUCAAAAUUUUAAAGGUCAUUGAUAAAGAUUAGCGGCGGCUGUAGAAAAGCUAUAGAGACAAGAAAAAUAGCUUGAGCCCAGGAUUUAUCUCAUUUUUAAAUUAGUCUUCUUUCCAGAAUUUUUUUUUAGAGUAUAAAUUUUUUCAUUCUCGAUAGGUCUUUUGAGUUGUCAGCUGAGACCAGGAAAUCUGCGUUCUAAGAAAAUUAUGUAUUAAUGGUAAAUGAAGCUUUUCAAGCCCAAAGACGUCGAUUUUGAUAAGAAAGUACAUUUUAAACUCCGAAAAAAUGUAGAAUUUCUUGAAAUUUUGAGCCUAGAAACAUCCAUUUUAUAGAUAAAAUUGUGAAUCUGACUAAUUUCGCCCCUUUUUCAGCUUCGAAUUCGACCCGAAACGAGCCAUCCAACAGCUCAGAGCCUGUGGAGUCUUGGAAACUGUCCGAAUUUCGGCGGCUGGUUUCCCGUCAAGGUUCCGAAUAAUCAAUAAAAGAAGUGGAAGUUGAAAAAUUCAGAAUGCUCUACGACGAGUUUUCCAAGAGAUACCGCGUACUUUACACGAAGGAACGGGCUUUAUGGAGGGAUAAGCCGAAAAAAUUCGCCGAUAACGCGUGUGCCGCAUGUUUGGAGGUGGUUUAUAGAAAAUAAAACUCUGCUAAAAAAAACUUUCAAAGAAACUGGGCCAGUUGGGCCGGACUUCGGGCCUUUUUCGACAAAGAAGCCUGCUCAGACUUGGAAUAACCUAGCCCUUUCCUUUUCCUUCAUUUUUGUGGAUUUCUAAUCGGGCUGACCCGCGGGCGAAGUUCCUAUUCGGGCCAACCCGAGAGCGGAAUUUCUAUUCGGGCCAACCCGAGAGCGGAAUUUCUAUUCGGGCCAACCCGCGGGCGAAAUUUUUAUUCGGGCCAACCCGCGCUUUUAAUAAAUAAAUAUAUAUUCGGGCCAACCCGCAAUUUAGAUAAAUAAAUAAAUAAGUUUUUUUCAUCCUAACUGAAACUUUUUUUAGCCAAAAAAAUUAUUUUUAUACUGGUUUUGCUAAGGCCCGGUUGGGCGCAGAAAAUGGCCCGAUGGGCUGACGGGCCCGCCCUCGCACAAGCCUGCUCAUAAGGCAAACUUUUUGAGAUUUUAUAGUCUAGAAAACAGAAAAAUAUUUUUCACAAAAACUGAAAGAAUACAUUGAAGGAAGGAAAAUACGCUCUGGGAAAGACGAAGAUCUUCCUCAGGACCGGCCAAGUCGCCGUGUUGGAGCGCGUCAGACUCGAAACGCUUUCCGCCUCGGCCCUUCUCAUUCAGGUUCUACAUACGAAUCUUUUUUUUGACAAAUUUUUUUAGAAAACUUGGCGAGGCUACGUGGCUCGUAAGAAGUAUGAAAACAUGAAAAGAUCCCUUCAAAUUAUCCAGGUUUUCGGCUGGAGAUUUCAGAAGAGAACGUGGAUUUCAGGCCGCCACGAGAGCCUUCUUGGCCUUCAGAAGAAUCAAAUAUCUGCAGAUGCACCGGGCGGCCAUCGCCAUUCAGUCGGCUGUCAGGUUUGUCAGAGACUUUUAGAGGGAUCCCUAGAGGGAAUAUCGAAAAAUGAUCGAAAAACCUCGAUUUUCAGACGGCAUCAAGCCGAAAAACGUUUCCAGAAGAUCCGAAACACGGUCAUCGCCAUCCAGUCCCACUUCCGAGCUGUGCGAGUUCGACGAUAUGUUGAGAAAGUUUGAAAGACAUAUAAAAGUCUUCUCCCAACACCUCCCUUUUCAAGAUCCGCUAUGAAAAGUCGGCGAUCAAAAUCCAAGCGGCCUUCCGCGGCUGGAUGGUCCGUCGGGAACAAAUCGUCAGAUGCCAGAAGAUCGUUCUCGUCCAGUGCUGCGUCCGACGCUGGCUCGCUAAGAGACGUCUGCGCGAACUCAAGGUAUGAGUCCCUACGUGGGUUAACCUUGGAAGUAGAGAUCGUACUUCGGCUGACUCGCAGGUAGAAAUCGUCGGCAGCCCGAGGGCGGAGUUCCCACGCGGGCUAACCCGAGGGAGGGAUUUCUAUUCGGGCUAACCCGAAUGCUCAUGCGGGCUAACUCGAAAGCAGUAUUCAUAUGCAGGUUGACCCGCGGGCGAUAUUCCUCUUCGGGCCAACCCGCGGGCGAAAUUUCUAGGCGGGCUUACCCAGCCGGAAUUCGUAUUCGGGUUGACAUGCGGGCAGAAUCCUUGCGCGGGCUAACCCGAGGGCGGAAUUCCUAUUCGGGUUAAACCGUGGGCGAAAUUCCUAUGCGUGUUGACCCGCAUGCCGACCCGUGGGCGAGGUUCCUAUGCGGGUUGACCCGCGGGCGAAAUUCCUAUCCGGGCUAACCCGAAUGCCGAAUUCUCACGCGGGCGAAAUUCCUAUGCAGUCUGAUUCAAGGGCAGAAUUCCUUUGCGGGCCAACCCGCGGGCGAUAUUCCUCUUCGGGCCAACCCGCAGGCGGAAUUUCUACGCGGGCUAACCCGAUGGCAUAAUUUUUACGUGAGCUAACCCGAAGUUAUAAAUCGUAAACGGGCUAAACCUCUGACAUGAAUUAUAUAAGCAGUUACCCGCGGGUUGGAUUUUUACGUGGGCUAACCCGCAGUUAGAAAUCUUAUAAGGGUUAACCUGCUGUCGGGUUUACCCGAUCCAUCCUGAAACACGAAGAAAAAUGUUUUAGUCAUUUCAAAAAUUGUAGAUCGAAGCUAGAUCCGUCGGUCAUUUGCAAAAGCUCAACACUGGCCUGGAGAACAAAAUCAUCGAGUUGCAGAUCAAAUUGGACGCCGAGGUAUCGUUUUUAUUACGAGCCCCCUCCCAUGUUGAAUCUUCCCUCUGGAACUCGAGGAGAAGAAGAAAAAAAAAGACAUAAAAUGGCAACAUUUUGCCGGGCGCCGAGAGCUUCUUUAAUGGGGCUAACGGCAUGAAUAACGAGUUGCAAAAGCGUCUUUUCGGCUCCCUCGGUCAGAAACUUUGGCCAUUAUUUAAUGAGGAAUGUUCUUCGAGAAGUUCCGGUUGUUUUUGAAGAAUUAUUCUGGCUUGUCAAGUUUUUUUGAUAUUUUAAAUGUUGUCAAAGCUUCAAUUUUGUAGAUUCUUGUUAGUUUUCGAAUUUUUAGUCCAUUAAAACGCCGUUUUUCAGAAUAAUUUCUUCCAGAAAAAAAACAGUUUUUUUACAAUGUUUAAUAAAGAAAUUUCAUUGUUUUUUUGACUGUUUUAAAAACAAACCGGCUUUCUUCCUUUUUUGUCCUGAAUCGAAGUAGCUUUCGGGAGUUUUUAAUUCGGUAGAUUCUUGGCAGCUUUUGAAUCUCCAUUUCAUCUGGACCUACCUUUUUUUCAGAACCGCUUCUUCUUGAAAUAAGUUUUAUUUAAACAAAACUCUUUGAAAAUUCUGAUUUCAUUGAUUUUUGGCCCUUUUUUAUAAAAGCCAUAGAUUUUUAUAGUAUUUUGGGGUCACAACAGCUUUUUAUUUUUGUGUUUUGUUAGAUUUUCUGCAUAUUUGUGGAGUCCUAUAACCUGUUCUAGUUUUUUGCUGUCUAGAAAAUUGUUUUAAAAACAAAAUAUAAUUUAAUUUUUAUUCAACUAGAAAAUUUUGAGAAAUAUCUGUUUUUCCUGCACUUUAGACUUCUUUGAAAUCAAUUUUGAGCUUCUAAACCUUCUUCAAAACAAGUUAUUUUGAUUCUAAAAGUUUUUUUGCUGACACUGGGGGGUUUAUCCGUAAUUUUUUUCAAAAAUAUGUUUUAAAAGAUCUGAUUUCAUAUUUUUUUUUAUCAGAAAGGUUAAUUUGAUUUGAAUUGGUGUGAAUCAAGUUUUUCAUUAAAUUUGGUCGAACUUUAUGGAUUUUCUCAAUCAACAGGGUUUUUUUUAACUUGAGAAAUUCUUCUAAAUUUUCAAUUUUUAGGUCUACAAAUGGACUUUGAGUUUUAGAUUUUUGUUCAGAAAAUAUUUCUCACUUUCUGUUUUUUUAAAUUUUUUUCUCUUGAAAAAUAUAUAAAAAGUAUCAAUAUUUAUGUUUUUAUUGGAAAAGAAGGCGUUUUUGUUUAACGACAAUAUUCAUGAGAAUCAUUCUUUUUUCGGCACGGAAUUCUGCCCCCACACACGAUUUUUAUUACAAAUUGAUGUCUAGUGAGAAUCUUCCUCGUUUUUGGCUUUUUUUUUAAUUCUAGGAAGUUUUUGAAGGUUGUGGAUAUUAGUUUGGCUUUUAGAAGGAUUUAGGUAGGCAGAAAAAAAUUAUAGAGUGGUGUAAAGUUUUUUUUUAAUAUUUAGAAUGUUCAGAUUUCGUUUUUGGAUCCGUUUCUAUUCGAUAAAUUCUGCUCCUUUACUUUUUUUAAUAAUUCAAUUUUUUUGGAACUAAUUAUUUUUUUAGGUGCUCGACCUUGAAAGUUUUUCUUGAUAAGCGUUAAUAGAAUGUUAAGAUUUCGAAAUGUGACCAAAAUUGGAAGAUUUAAAAGCUUCUGAAUAGCCUCCGAAUGAACCUAUUAUGCUUUGAACACGGAAAAAAAUCCCCUUUUUUUGAAUAUUUUCUUUACGGAAGUUCUUUUUGAGUCGAGUUUGACACCUUUCAAGUUUUAAAUGAAUUGAAUAAUUUUAUGAAAAGACCUUUUUGGGUCAUCUAAAAGUCCGAUUCUAUAAGUUUCUGCAGUUUGAGAUUCAAAGCAUCAAGUUUUCCCGUAUUUUACAAUUUAUCCACAAAUUGACUUUUUUUUGGUCCCUUCUAGUUUUUUUGACCUUUAAAUCUUCUAAUGCCGUGUUCAAAGCAAUUUCAGCGAUUUAGUUUUACUAGGAUUUAGUUAUCUUUCUCUCUCUAUGACGUCUGUUUUGGAUUUUGCGGAAUCAUUUUGAACACGGCACAAAGUCAAGGAUUAGUAAGAAAUAAAAAAAUAUUAUUUUAGAUUGAAUCUUGAAACGGAAAUUAGAGGUAAAAAAGUAGCUUUCCACAGGAUUUUUUUGAAGUUUUUGUAGAUUUUUGGAAGAUUUCAUGUUGGGGACUCAAAAUCGACCUUGGGCUUUUCGACUUUUUUUUUUGAAAUGUAUCUUUUUUUUUCUUUUUUGUUUUUUCGUAUUUUUUGAUGUUUGAACUCCAUUCUUUCAAUUUGAAAGUUCAAAAAAAGUAUUUUAACUGAAUCUUCCGACGAAAUGAAAAUCCGGUUUAUGUUCCCCUCAUUUUCUCAAGACAUUAACUGCGGCUCACGGCUGAAAAUCUGCUGAAAAAAAAACGGCUGAAAUGGCUUUUUGCCGAUUUUUCUCUCGGCUGCCCGGCAGUUACGACAAAUCGGCGCCAAGUUCACAGUUUUUUCUUUUUCUUAGAGUUUUUAGGGUCAAAAAUAUAGUGUUCUUGAUUUUUUUAUUCUUACAAGAUAGGUUAUUUCACAUGGUGGCUCGGAAUUUUUGAAAAUUGGUUAGAAUGCUCCUUGAUGUACCAGAAGAAGAUUCUGAAAGUCUCAACCUUCAAAAAUUCAUUUUUCGAAAAAAUGAAGGCUCAAAGCUCAAAUAUGACCUUUUUUAACGGAUUUUUAAGGUUUUCUUUGACGUCUUCUCUCGAAAACUAGGAAUUUUUGCAGGUUGAGAUUUCAGAGUCUUUUUUGGUGCUUCAAGAAAUGUUCUGACCAAUUUUUAGGAAAAUCCCAAUCCCAAAGUAAAAUCGCCUCCCUGUCAGUUGAUCAAUUGAGUUUUGGCGAUCAUUUCAGUUUCACUUAGCAUGUAAAGAUGAAUUAUGUUGAUAGGUUCAUUCCGUAUACUUCUUGGUGUAAAAGUCGGUCGCUUUUUUUUAUUUUUUCAAGUUUUCGAAUUUUGAACUUUUUGAGUAUUAACACAUCUAAAAAACGCAUUUUUUUUAUAAAAUGACCAUUUUUUAAGGCAAUUUUCACAAAUUGUGGUCAUUAUUUUAAGAAAAAUUCACUUUUUUGAAAAGGAAAAAUCCUUGAUUUAUUGUUUGAUUCUCAGCUUUUUGAUUGAAUUCUAGUAGUUAUUGCAGAUUCAAUAAGCAUGUAAAGAGAAACAAAAUUGAUAGGUUCAUUCCGUACACCACUUGCUUGAAAAAGUCGGUCGCUUUUUUUGAUGCCCAUUUUUUUGAAAUUUCCAAUUUUUUUAAUAAUUUUUUUGAGCUUUAUUAAGGCGUUAACGUUUUUUUAAAAUAUCUAUUUCUUCAUAAAAAUGACCAUUUUUGAAGUCAGUUUUUCAAAUUUUCUUGUCAUUAAUUUUUAAAAAUAUUUCAUUUUUUUCCUGAAUUUUUCUAUUUUUCGCCGAAAAAAAUGCUCUCAAAUAUCAAUGAAAAACUAUUUUGACCUUAUUAUAUUUUGAUUUCAGGUGAAAUUGGAAAACUUGGGUUGAAAAAUUAUUGAAAAAAACACUUUUAUAAAAUCGCCAAUAUUCAGUUUUUCGAAUCUCAAAACCUAACCACAAACGAGAAUUUUACGCAUUUUAGACACUCAAACAAUGUAAAUUUCAAAAAAAAAAAUCUUUGCAAUUUUCAAAAAAUUGUUCAAUACCAAAAACGACCAAAAUGAUCAACUUUUCCAGUCGGAAGAUAGUAUUCAGAAUGAAAGAAAACAAAAAAAAAACUCCUAAAAAAUGGCAGUACUUUUCCGGCUCCCUAACGCCUCUUUGUCAUUGGAUAUGGGCGAAAAUUGAUAGUGAGAAGAAGCUUCUGACAAAUGACUUCUCUGUUUUUGCUUCCCGAGGGCGGAAACAUGUGUUUGACCGGCCUUCGAGUUCAGUUCUUGUGAUUUUUUCGAUUUUGUCGUACUUUUAUUGGUUUUUUUGUUUUUAUUUAUGCAAGAAACUAUCAGCAAAAAAAGAAAAAAAAAAUAGAGCCUCCCAUUUUAAAUUGAAAAUGGUCUUGAAAGGUAGAAAAUAGGGAGAAGAGGUUCUUUUAAGUUUUUUUAAAAGUGGAGAAAUUUUUAAGCCUUAUCCAGCUGAUAUUCAGGUUUUUUCCAGACCUUAUGACCUUUUUUCAUGAUUCUUUUUGAAUAGUCUAUUCAUGAUUGCUUCCCAGGUGUUUUUUUAAGCCUUUUAUGGAUUUAACUUUAAAAAACAACCAAUUCACGUUUGAAACCUUUGUGAGAGGUCGCUAGGCGUUUUCAGGCCGUUAUCUAGGACUGUCGAUCCUAAUUUUCAUAUUUUGUACAAAAAUAGAGCUUUAAAAAGUUGUAUGGUUAUAACUUUUUGAGGACAAAUAAAGAUCAGAAAAACAGAUUUCCCAAAAAAUUAAGUCAAAAUAAAAUUCUGUGCAAAAUUUCAAAGAUGUGCUCUUCAACUACAAAAAAGAAACGCACAUAAAAUCGAAUUGGACGCUUUUUUGAUUUGAAACGCGUCUGAUGUGGUUUUGAUGGGCGGCGCACUUGAAGCCGUGCUCUUUUUUGGCCUACUUGAAUUACCCGAAGAAUAUGGCUCAACAAACUUUUUUGCUCCACUCAGAUUUUCUUCUUCCUUCAAAAUCUUCAUUUUUUGAAGCUCUUGAUCUAGGAAAUUGAGGUUAAAACUCGUCAGAACGUCUUUUUUUGGAAGGAAAAUGAGAAUUUUGUGAUUUUUCAAGUUUUUAGUCUAAGUUCGAAAUCACUUGAAAAAUUUCAAUAGUUCGAAAUAAUUGAGAUAAAAUUGAAUUUUUGGAAGAGCCCUGAGAAGCUGAAUCAGAUAAAUUUCCGACUUAGAUUCGAAAUUUAUCCUUAUUAUGGGUUUACUCCGAAAAACUUGGAGAGUAGAUCCACAAAAAUCUUUAAAAAAGCUUCUAGAACGCCCUAGAAUCUUGAAAACCGCCCCUUUUUCGAAUUCUGUAGGAAUCCUUGGCUCAAAUCCAACAUCCCUGCUGUUUUUCCGGCACAGGCGGAUAUUGUGAAGCAAACAGUCCGGGGAAAACGUCAAAUUUGGCGUAUUUAUUCAAUUUUUCCGGAAAAGGAGUAGCCCAGAAUUAUGAUUUCUUUCCUGAAUAACUUUCUGCUACGAACCAUGCCCUUUUGAAAGCUCUAGAGGCUCCUGUAGGGUUCUUGGCCCGAUUCCAACACUCCCACUGUUUUUCCGGCACAGGCGGAUAUUUUGAAGAAAAUAGUCUUGAGGAAAAACGUCAAAUUUGGCGCAUUUAUUUUUUGUUGGAAAUAGCCUGAAAAGCCGAAUGAUACGGACACGCGUCGGCAGCCAGACCGGGGGCCCGAAAGCCGGAAAACGGACGACUCUAAUCGGCCCGGCGGCGGCUGUUUGUCGUCGUGUUGCGCCGAAUUCUCGUGUGUCUUUCCAGGUGUUGCCGACCGACAAUACGGUCAAUUUUGGCCAUAAUCUUGUACCUUUUUUGCUUGUUCUUUUGAACUUUUAGAGUAACAGCCUUUUUUGACACGAUUUGGUCAAUUUACACUUAUAAGCAUGUCUAUUCAGUUCUUCAGAACUUGAGAAGAAUCGAAUUUUUCAAAGACAUGGAAUUUAGUCCUGAAUCGUGUGUCUAUUUUUGAUCGCUCUUUUCAACUUCCAAUGAAACUGUCAUUAAGAACAUGAAAAACUUCUGGGUUUUCUCGAUUUUUUGCCACUGCGCAAAACGGUCAAUUUUCGCUCUGAAUAUCUCACCUUUUCAUUCAGAAAUUGGGAAAAAUGGAUAGUUUUGAAGCCAGAAAAUUAGUUUUCUUGAAACAAACCAUUUGGAGAAAUUUCUAAUUUUACCGUCGAAAAUACGGUUAAUUUUCGUCUAGUCUCUUUUGCCUUUUUUAGAAUCAAAAUAAUUUUUGAACUUUCUUUUUCGAAUUUUUCGGAGUUUCCCCAAAAUAUUGUACUGUAAAAUACGGUCACUUUUUAAACCAUAAUCUUGUGUCUUUAUCGUUUUCUUUCUUCCGACAGAAUUCAAAGUCAAUUUUGAAAAUAAUGAGUUUUGAAGUUUAACUCAAGUUUUAUCAUUGACUCAUAGUUUCUCAACUUUUUUUUAUUCUUGAAAGUUGAGAAAAGCCAUUUAUUUUUCAACUUUUUGACAUUUUUUCUUUGCAAGAAGUUCAAAAAAGGUUCAGUUUUUAAAUUUCAGCUUCAUUUUCAUAGAAGGGUCUUGUUUUCUUUAUUUCUUCUUAUUCUCACAUCUUGAAGUUGAAGGAAGUCCUUAUUUUUUUUUUGCUUCACGAGGAUUUUUAGAAGAAAAAAAUAAUGAAGUUCAACAGCUUGAAAAUGGCCAUUUUUGAAAAUCCAGGUUGAUAAGAGAUUCAUAUUUUCUCAGUUUUUCCCUGUUCUUAUACCUAAAAAGUCUUAAAAAAAGCUUCUUUUUAAAGUGGUAUGAAAAAAACACCAGCAAAAAAAUUCAAACGGCUCCCCUUCCGACUUUUUUUCCUUUAUGUUUUUUUCGGUUCAUCUAUAAACUUUUUUUUUCCUAUUUCUUUGUGUUUUUAAUCUUGAACCAACUACCUACUUUUUAUAGGAAGAUUUAAACGGAGAUUUUAUCGAGAAAAAAAGUCGGAAAAAGAUUCGUCGGAAAGUUUCCUAGCCAUAUGAAAAAAAUCGGAAAAGUCGUCGUUUGAAUUUUUGCUGGUCUUUUUUUCAUACCACCUUUUUCUGAAUCUCAACGCCUUUCCGGAGAUUCUCUGCGAAAAGUCCAACAGCUUGAGAAGCGACAGAAAUGUUUCUUGAAGUAUUUUGGCGAGAAAUGAAGCUGUGUGUGAGGUUUUUGUCGCUUUUGCCGGUCGCCCCAGGGGAUGAUAAGUAUUGUCGUUCUCGACAUGCAUCUUUCUCGUUGCCUUUUCAACUCUCGACCACCAGAAAAAAAACUGAAUUUUUCACGACCCCACGGACUUGUUUUCCAGUGUUUUCAAAUUUUCGAACAAAAUAUUUUGAUGGAUUUGUUGAUAAGUUUUGACUUUUGAGCCAUUUAUAUUGGCUCGGAAAUUUAUUUUAGUUUUUUUAGACCAAUAAAUUCACUUUUCCGUCAAUUUUAAGUCGAAAAAAAUGGAAAUUAGAAACUUCCAAAUUCCAGUCAAAAUGAUCCGAUUUGAGUAAAAUCGACUUUUCUUUUUUCUGAGCUUUUAAUUAAUUGUUUUAAAGUUAUAUUUUUUGAAUUUAUAAGUUUUUUUUCCUUCCUUUUUGUAAUUUUUUUUUAGGUUGAUAUGAGUUUUUUUAAGACUUUCUAUGCCUAAAAAUGUCAUAGUGGUUUUUUUAGUUUUUUUCAAAAUUCCCGUCUUGGUGCAAAAAAAUGAGGAAUAAGUGACUUACAUGUUUUUUUAAAGCUACAUUUUAAUAAAUUUUGGUUUAAAAAAAUUUGUUCUUUCGCUCCUAUUAGAUGAAUAAAAAAAUUUUUUUUGAAUGUGAAAGAAAUUCGAAAAACUUGAUGUCUUGUAGGAAAUUAUGGAAGAUUUCUCAAUUUUCAAUGAUUUUCCGGCUUCUUCCGUGUUUAGGAUCAUUAUACGAAUGAGAAUUUUUUUAAUGAAACCUCAUAAAAAAAUGACUUUUUUUCACGUAGAAAAAUUUUUUUAAAGUUCUAUUUUGAGCCCGGCUUGAAACCCUUUCUAUCAGAAAAAAAUGUAAAAAAACCAAAAAAAUUUGGUCAUUAUUUAUUUUCUAACCUUAUUUCCUAUGGUUACCUUGCUCCAGGUACUGUAAAACUGAUCAUUUUGAGACCAAUUAUGUGAAUUUCUACUCAUUUUUCUCUAUUUUCGAAAGGCUUGAGAAGAUGAUAUGAAUCUCAGGGAGGAUCACUUAAACGAUAGCUAAUUGUCUCGAGAAAGAGAAGAAGAAGAAGUUGGGCGGAGAUUUAUGGCGCCCGCGGCUGUUUUGAGGCCUUUUUGCCACUCCCUCCCACCUGCCCUUUUCCUGUUCCCAUGCCGCUUUUCCGUAACCUAUUUUUUGAUUUUAAUUCGAAGAGUUAUUCUUUUCUCUUCUCGUUCUGAAGUUUUCCCAUUUUAUUCGCUAGCAUUUUUGAUUUUUUGAUUCGAGGUUGGGAUAAUACCUUGUUAAAAAUCAGACUUUGCUGAGAAAAGCUCUUUUUAUGAUAUUUCCGAGCGAUUUUAAUGAAUUUUCGCUUCGAAAAAAGUUUUUUGAUUUUAAAUCUUUGAUCUUUUUUUUCAUUUUUUUUUUUCGAUUCAAAAUCAAAAAAUAAAAACAUUGGUUACUAAUAAAAUUCUUAUUCGAAAAAGCUUCCUUUUAUGAUAUUUUAUAGCGAUUUUAAUGAGAUUACUUUUUUCCAUUUCUACUCGGAAAAAUUUUGCUUGAACUGAGAUUCUAUGGCUCAUUUUUCCGUUUCACUCGGCGUUAAUUUUGAUUUCUUCCCUUUUUUAUUCACUCUCUUAGCGUCCAGUGUUAACUCUUAUAUACAUUGCAUAUUGUCAAACUCGGGGAUCGAAAAAAAGUUAUUUUUUUAUGAAAUUUACGAGCUUCUUUUCCUUCAAAACGAACAUUUUUAAGCUCUCUGUGGUUAGUAAAAAAAAAAGUUCUCGGAAUUUUUCUAUUUCUUGGUUUUUUUGACGGCCAGGAAGAUAUAAAGUCUGAAUUUAAUAAGCUCCUUUUUUAACUUUAUAUUUUAUUUCACUAUUUUCGAGCUUUUUCAGAAGCUAUCUAGUUUUAGUUUUUUGCGUUUUUAUGAACUUUUUCCCGGAAAAUACAAAAAAUCGUUCGUCUUCCAUUUCAAAGAAAACGAAUAAGAAGUGAAAAUCUCCAACCUUGUCUUUUUCUUUCUAAUCACAUUAAGAAUUAACCUCGUUUUUUCGGCGCUGAUUUUCUUUUUAUCUCCAUGGUUUUUUCAUCUUUUUGAUCGAAUUUUGAAGGUUUCAACAGCAAUUUUUUCACGGGUUUUUGAUAUUUUGAUGUUGAAAGUGUCCAGUAGAAUCGGAAGUUUUAAGAUUUCAAUUUUUAGAAACAAAAAAACACUUUUUUUAUCAAUUUGGAAGGUUUUGACAGUCAAACAUUUUUUUGAUUAGACCCCAUAAAUUUGAUGUUAAAAAGUGCUGAGUGAAAUGAAAAGCUUGAAUUUUUUGAUUUUUUGACUCACUGAGAACUGGUUUUUAGGUUAAUUUUUUUCAUUAGUGAAAUUUAGUAAAAUAGAAAUUUUGAAUUUUUUUCAAUUUUUAGGCCCAAAAAAAUCUUGUUUUCAAUUUUUUUCACGAAAAAAUGUUUUCUACAUAUUUAAAUCUUACUUUGCUGUUUCGAAAAAAAGAUAUGAGAAACAUCAAAUUUCUUCGGAGUUCCAAUGCUACCUUGUGCUGGAAAAUCCUAGAUUUAUUUCAUUUUUUCGAAAAAAAAAAGAUCAUCGAUUGAUUUUUAUACAUGGAAUAUUCAUUUUCAAGUUUUCGAAAAGAAAAUUUUCGGAAAGUUGACUUCAAAUCUUCUUUUUCUAAAGGUUUUCCGUUUGCCAAUGGUCUGUUGAUUAGUGGAGAUCGUAUUGAUUUUUCGGAUUUUUUUCUCUUUGCGAAAAAAUGUGGGUGUGAAAAGCUUGAGUUCGAGUUGAACUGUGGGGCCGUUUGGAAAAAUUAUAUUUCCCUUAUUUUACAUUUUUUUUUCUUUUCAUUUUCAACAAACCUUUCAGUAAAGGAUUACAAAUAUCAAAAAUUUCUCGUUUUACCGAAUUUUCUCGAUUUCUCCAAUCUGAUAUGUCAAGCCUCCAUUGCAUUUUUGACAGUAUCUUUUUUUUUCAACCCAUUUUUCAAGUUUAAUUUUGUCCCAUAUUCAAUGAUUUUCAUCUGUUUUCCGGUUUAUUACAGUUUGCUAACCUCUAAAAAUUCGCUUUCAAAAAAUAUACCUAGAAGUUUUCAAGCAAAUAAAAAAAAAUCCAUUUUUAUGAAAUUAUUAUUUUGUCGCCGUACUUUUUUGAAUAGUUCUUUCCAGAAAAAAAAAUACAAAAUUCGAAAAAAUUACCAAAAAGAGUGUAAAAGACAUGAUAAAGGAACGCUCGUAUUUUAUUAAUUUUCAAUGGAGCACAAGAAAACAGUCGCUUUUUGUGAACGCCCGCACUUUAUAUAAUACCACUCUUUACAUCAUCUAUCGGCAUGAAAUUCUCAAAAUUCUCGAAAAAGAAACUUGCUAACAGGAAUUACAGUUUCAAUGGAGCUUCAAGUAGAUUCAUUUUUACGGAUAUUGUUUUGAGUUCCUCUGUAAUCAAAAAGAAAGCUGAAAAAAAAAAUCAAGCCGAUGAUUAUUCAGAAACUUUUAGUUGAAGAUGAUAAUUUUUUUCGGACUCAAAUUUCAAACGAUUAUCGUUCACUAGGAAAACAUUUAGUGGCCACUAUAGAGGUUCUCUAUUUAGUGGCCACUUCAGGUUUUCAUCCAAUAUUCCUUCCAGUAACUCUGAUAAUUUUGAAACAACAGAUUGGACCAGUUAUUUUGAUCCAUUGACCCCUAGAGUGGUCAGUAGAGUUUUUAGUGGUCUAGUAGUACCACUUAUACCUCCAUAGUGGCCACUAGUUUUUAACCCCUUAAGUGGUCACUAGUUUGACUACUAUAGUGGCCACUAAAACUUCGAAACCCUAUAUUGGCCACUAAACAUUUUCCCUGCAAAUCUACUUUUUUCCUUUAAAAUUAUCAAUUUUGAACAUUUUGAACCUACUUUUUUUCCCUUCAGAAAUCUAGAUUCGAUAUACUUUCAGCUCACUAUUUUUCCAACAAUCUGAACUUGAUUCAAAAAAGACAAUGAAUUUUCAGACGAAGAAAUCCCGCGGCGAACGGGAACGACUCUCGUCGACGUCGACGGAACUGAAGACUCUGAAGGCCGAAAUGGCCUGUCUCGAGGCCGAACGGUUCGAUUUUCUUCCCUGUUGCCGUGAAAAUGAUAGGAUCAUUAUCUCAGUGGGAAUUGUGAGAACCAGGUGUGGGUGUGGGAAAGAAAAUGGAGAAUUUAUUUUAGAGAAAAGGGAUGAACUAUCUCAGAAGAGAAGGAAGACGGAAUGGGAAAGGAAAAUGUAGCGGUUUCAUCGGAAAUUCAUCAUAAAAUAGUUUUCGAGGACAUUUUUUUGAAUUUUUGGCUGAAAAAAAGUUGGAAUUCAUUUCAUCAUUUUUUUAUCUAUAAGUUCAUCAACAUUUUUUUAAUUUCAUGGCUUUUCGGGAAAUUUAGAGGUUUCUCUCCCUUUGUUUUUCACUAUUCAAAGUCUUCUUUUUUUGACAUGCAGUCUGAAAAAAGAAGGGCAAAAAAAUAGCUGGAUGGUCAGAUUUUUUUCCAUUUUUUUCUCUUUUUAUUUUAUUCAAUCUAUUAAUAUAUUAAUGUGAAACUUUGAAAAAAAUUUUACGAAAUUAGAAGUUUUCAGUGGUGGCUAUAAUGAGAAAGCUUCAUCCAGACGUUUAGAACGUUUUUUUGAGAGAGUUUUUGAAAAAGUUACGGACUUUGUACCCUCUUGUGAAAAAAAGUCCUUCUUGUUAAGAAUAUGAAAAAAAUUAGAAUUUUACGAAAAAUUUUUUUGAAUUUUUUUGAAAUAGGAGGCAUACAUGGGAUGGGCAACCCCCAUUUUCUCUUUUUCAGGUCCCACCGAGACUAUCCCAUGUAUAUAUAUAUGGGAUAUACAGAAGAGGCUUGAAACUUGCAACCAUCACUGGGUAAAAUGAGUUUUCUGGAAAAUCGCGAUGAGAAAAAUGAAAUAUUACAUAAGAAAUCACUCCAUAUUGAAGAAAAUGUCUGAAAAGUGGAUCAAAUCAUUUAUUUUUUGUUUUAGUCAGAUUUAAUCGACUAGGCGGUGAACAAGAACUCUAGAAGCUAUAAUGAAAAACGGCCUUUGGCGAGAUAGAAGACCAAAGGUGUAGUUUAUCAAGUUGAAAGCAUGGUCUUCCGGUUUUUCGUCUCGUUCUUCUACGCGUGGUUCAUUCAGUUGCGCCUAGACGAGCUCAGAAUGUAGCUGAUCUUGCGUUUGAGCCCGAAGACCGUCCUCUCGGUAGAAUCCUCAGAAGGAGAGCGACCAUAGAAGAGUGAACACUUUACACAAAAACAGUCUUUACUCAUCAAAAAAUCUCUAAUUUUCCAAUUUACAUCGUUUAGUCUGACGCUCCUGGAGGCGAAGCAUCGCGUGGAGGUGCUGCAACUGGAGGUGGAGCGGCUCGAGACGGAGUGCGACGUGAAAGAAGCCCAACGCGGCGAAUUCGAGACGCGCGUCGUGGAGCUGCGAAGCCGCAUGGAUACGGUAGCCUCUCAUAUUCCAUUUCCAUUCCUCUGUCCCCAAACACCUUCAUUAUUUUCCCUUUUUUCGGCUCCAUAUUGCUUUCAUCCCCGCAUUUUUCUCCUUAUUUUGAGCUCUUGGGAAUUUUUGAUGGAAUCUGGGGGAAGAAUUCCAGAAAAUUAUUUUUACUGUGAAAUUGAUUGUUCUCUUGAUUUGGACAUUUCUUGAAAAAAAUGUUUAAAAAAAAUGUAGUUCCAGUUUUCGUGGCCAAAAAUUUACUUCAUUUUGUUCAUUUUCUCCCUAAUAUGAUGGGAAUUAAGAAAAAAAUACUGCAGAAAAAUUUUUUUUCCUGUGAAGUUUUUUUGCACUUGAUUUGAUGUUGAAAGAAAAAAAUUAUUGAUUUUUGAACAUUUUGAAAAAAAUUAAGAUUUUCCUGCAUUUUCUUUUGCUUACUUUGAGUUUGGGGGGUAUUUGAUCGAACAUUGAAAAAAAUGCACGCAAUUUUUUUGGAAAGUUAUCCGGUGAAAUUGAUUUUGCUCUUGAUUCGAACGUUUAGAAGGGAAAAAAAUUACUGGCUUAAAAACAUUUUGAAAAAAAUAUAAUUCCAUUUUUUUGGAACUGAAAAAUUUCCAAAUUACCCUAUUUUCCUUCUUAUUUCAAGAGUUUCGGUAGGAAUAUUUGAUUAAAUCUAAGAAAAAAACCGCAGAAAAAUUUCUUGAAAUUUUGUGAAUCUCAUUUGUCUUUUUGAUUUUGAAGUUUGAAAAACAAAAAUUCGAAUUUUUUUCACAUUACCCUUCUUUUUUUCCCCUUGUUUUGAGCUUUUGGCGGGGAAAAAAACGAGGAAAUUUCUAAAAUUUGCGAGAAAAAUCGCAAUAAUUUUUUUCUCUCUCGAUUAGACGUUUAAAAAAAUGGAAAAUUACUAAUUUUAAAAAAAUUUUGGGAAAAAAAUAGUUAUUUUUUUCGUAGCCGAAAGGGAGUCUUUUUUUCAUUUUUAGGACAUUUUUCAAGAGAAAAAAACGAUCUAUUUUGGUUUAACCUGUAUCAACUCAAAUUUAAGGAAAAUUUCAAAAAAAAAAUCUCUUUUUUUAUAAAGAUAUCCGAAGGCCAAAAUCAUAACUUUUCUUUCUCACUUUGACGUUUCAACUUUUGAAAACAGUUGAGCCUAAUGAAAAAAAAAGGUCUUUAUUUAAUUUCCAGUGUUUAUUCACCGUUUUAAUUUGUUUGCCUUGUCUUCUUAGACGAUCAGAAACGAAUGUAAUCUUGUGACCAUUUUUUUCCGUCUCAUCCCGAAUCUCACCUUUACUGCUUCAAGUUUCAUUCUAAUAGUUGAUUUGAGCGUUUUUUUAUUACUAGAAAAAAAUCAAAUAAAAAGAAUAUUUUCAGAGAAAGUAAAUUUUACCGCUUGAUUCGAAGAAAAAAAUUGAAGGAAACGCUGAAAAAAAGUCGCUCAAAUAGUUGCAGCUCUUGCGCUUCAAUGAGGAGAAUUGAAUAGUUGAUUGGUUUGGGAGGUUGAAAAAUUAUCCUACUUUAAAAAGAAAAAAAUUUGAUAAUUUGGAAAAAGCUUGUCGCUUGUGUGCUCCAUGGCUAAUAAGAGACAUUUUAUUUUUUCGAUUUUUUCUUGAUUUUUUUUGGGAUCUUUAGGAAUUUGAAAUUAGAUAGGACUAUUAAUUUGUGAGAAAAAUUGAAAAAAAAAUUAAAAGAAAUUAGUCGGCAGAAAAAAAAAGACCAUGAAAAACUGUGGAUAAAAAAUGAGAAACGGAAAAAUUUCAGAAAAAAAUUUUUUUGAUUUUUUUAUUUUGUCAUUAUUCUGCCUUUUUUUCAUUCGGAAUUUACCAAUGACCAUUUUUUUAUGCUUUUUUUCAAUAUUUUUUUAUAUCUAUAUAUUCAAUACUUUUUUUCAAAAAUCGUUGCUUUUCAAUAAUAAUUUUUUUAAACUGAUCGCUUAAAUCUAAAAAGCUCAUAAGUCAGAUUUUUCGCGGUCAUUUUUUUGAUUUUUUUCGUAAUUUAUAUUAGAUCCUAUUUUUUUCGAAAGAGAUAUCACUAUCCAAAAAAUCAAAUUCGAAACUUUUCAUUUUGCAAACUCUCAAUCAAUUCUUCUUUUUUGCUCUUUUCCAAAUGAAUUGCCAAUUGUGGGGCGAAAAGACGCAUGAGUAAAGAGCGGCUCUCGUUAAUUAUGCUCUCCAGCCGAGGAACUUCAUUUCCUGAGUGAAACUGCCAAUUUUGGGCCCGAUCGGUCCCCCCAAAUGGUCUUGUUUUUCGGCCCCUUUUUGUUGCGAAAAGUUCCCCUUUUCCCAACUUUUCCUCGAUGCAUUUCAAAUUAAAUUGAAGGAAUUUUCAGAUGAACGCUGAAUCGGCCAAACAAGUGGAACUUCUGAAAGAAGAGCUCCAGGCGCUGAAAAAGGAAAACGAACAGGUCGAAGAAUCGAAAAGGAGAUUGGCCGUCGAGCUGUCUGCUGGUGGGCUUUCAAGGCUUUUUAGGGAAAAUUGCAAUUUUUUUUGGGUUUGAAAAAUGGUUUUAGCAUCGAAAAGUCAAUUUUUUUGGCUAGCCUGGAAAUUUACCAAAGAAAAUCUCAAAUGGUUGAACUCAGAAAUCGGGAAAAUAGUAUCAUUUUUCUGUUGAUCGUUUAUUGGCUGGCUUUUUGAAAUUAUCAGCCGAAAAUUAGGUUUUUCGAGCUUAAAAAGCGUCGAAAACUUGAUCAAAAUAUGUCUUUUUUGGAAAUGGCUUGAAAAAUAAGUUCUGAAUAUUGAUAGCGAAAAAUCCGCAAAACAUCAUUUUUCUGUUUCUUUUAAGAGUUUUGAGAGAGAAAUCUUGAAAGUGAUGAUGAUUCGAAGUUCAUAUUUUGAAAAUAUAUUUAUCCAAAAAUAAUUUUCAAUCGACUUGGGUCCAUGUGGAUAUAGCUGAUUCACGGCUGGCUUGAGCCAUCGAAAAAAUGGUCCCGACACGAUAAUGCACGAGAUAGCGCCUGGCUCGUGGAGAGCGCAGACAUGACACGCCCCCUUAGCGUCCCAAGCUAGCCGUGAAUCAGCUAUAAUCUCUUCCCCUCAAAUCUUUGAUUCUUUUUGAGAGAAAAUUCGUUAAAUCUAACGCUUAUUUUUAAAAGAUUAACAUGAUUUAUUUCAUUUUGGAAUCAAUAAGUUAUCGAUUUUCUUUUCAACAGAAACGACACGAAGAUGUGCCUUGGAAACGGAGGUUACAGCGAUGAGAGAACAACUGAUGAGAAACGUGGACCUCUUCGAAUCCGGAGCCUUCUCCCGAAACGGGAGCGUCCGGGCCCCGCGGGCCGACGACCAGGGCAGGACCUCCUCGAACUUGUCCUCCCUCACCUCAACUACCGACUUCGGCCCGCUGGCCACCAUUCCCGCCCGACCUUCGGCUGGAUCUCCCGAAGCCCAACUCGACGACGUCGCCUUGAUCAUCCGACAGCAGAAUAUGAUCAAUGAGAUGCGACAGAGGUGCAUGAAGUUCAAAAAGAAGCCCCUAAAGGGAAGGAGAAAGGGCUCCCUAGAGGGGAAGCUUCAGGGGAUACUUAGGAACGCCAGAGUGGUCCCUAGAGGGGUUAAGGGGAAACAACAGCCUUCACGGGGGACAGAAUAAGGCUUCCUAAAGGGCUGAAUCUAAGUGUUUCCUAUAGGAGUUGAAGGGCUGACUCCUAAAGCUCCUUAAGUGGCCACUGAAGGGGUUUUUCAAGUUUUCGUUUCUUCACUUUUUUAGAAGCUUUUUGCUUGAGUUUUAACCUUUUUUUGACACUUUUUACGGCACUUUUUCGAUUUUCAACUUCUUUUCUAUGUUAUUUUCCGUUUUCUAGUAACUAGGCUUGAAGUAUAAGGUCAGAAGAAGACACCUAACUUUUUAUCUUUUGACAUUUUCCUGCCAGGUGCGAAGAAGUACGAAGAAAACGAAUAUUUUUGAAAAUAUAAACAGAAAUUUUGCCCCUAUAGUGGCCACUAACUGAAAACCCUAGAGUGGCCAUUUUUGCAAGCUUUAGUGCCUCUAUAUGAGCAGGUGGAGUGGCCCCUUGAGGGAAACCUACUAGAGCCCCUAAAGUUGCCACUCUAGGGGCUACUCUGGUGUUCUUGAAUUUCUAAAAUAUAUAUUUGUUUUUGAGGAAUUUAGGCAGUCUUACUUUUUCAAAUACAUUUUAGGGCCGAGCACAGCCAACGAGAAACGGCCCGAAUGAAGGCGAUCCUCGAGGCGAGCGCCAUCGUCGAAUCCCUCGACCGAAAAACGUCCCUUCGAGCCUUUGAAAUCAACAAGAUGCAGGUUUAUCACCUGAAGAGUGAUAAGAAAAGUUUCUGAUGCCAGGACCUGGAAAGCGCGUACAAUCGGAUGAAGUUGGACGUGGAAAGAAUGAUUGCCGAAAAAGCCGAUGGCGGAUUCGAACAGAUGAAUGUCAAAUGCAUCUUUGACCGGAUCAUCGAGGAAAAUGAGAGGUUGGUUUGGGAUUUCCAAGAAAAAUUGGAAGGGUGAAUCGAAAAGAAGAGAAAUAACAUGAUUAUGUGAGAUAGGUUCCAAAAAUCACCCAGUAAAAAGGUUUUUCGGAGGAUUCUGAAGCGUUUACUGACCACUUGAGUGUUUUUCGCGUCCCUCUAGGGCUCACUUGACAAAUCGACAGUUUCAAGAAAAACUUUGAGUUUUGGGGGUUAUGUUCUUCACUUGGAGGUUUUUUUUUCACUUUAGUGUUCACUUGAAUCAUAUUUGUUCAAUUAAAAAAGCUGAAAUGCUCCUGAAAGGAGAAAUUGUGUUUUUUUGAAGUUUCGUUCCAAAAAAAGGCGAAAAACCCUUGAAGAAAAUAGAUUAACUAAGGCGUGGCGUUCCGGACGAUUCUGAGGCGUUUAAUGAUCACUUGCGUCCCUCUAGGGCUCACUUGACAAAUCGACAGUUUCAAAAAAAGGAAAACUUUGUGUAUUUUGAAAAUUGACUGGAUGGUACCGCAUAGAAAAAAAUUUUCCCGAAAAAAUCGUGAAAAAUCAGAACCAAAGUUGAUUUUGUACUCUGUCAGCUUUCCAAAAGCUAAAUACUUUGAUUUGAGUUUUUCUCUGUUGAACCCAUAUUUAGCUCGGAACAAUGAGAAGAUCGAAUGUUAUAAAAAAUUGGACUCGAUUUUUUCUUCAGUGAACACAGUCGAAAAGACGGGCAAGUAUGGAUUUUUCAGGUACCGAGAAGAGUCGGCCGAGCUCCGAGCGAUGCUCUCCAGCCAUUUCGAACGCCAGUCGGUCUCUGGAAGCAUGAGAAGGUCUCCCAGACCGGACUCGGGCCACUGCUCCGGCGCGGACUCCGAAGACGGAAGCAGCGCCGAUCUGGAGGAGGAACUCUGCAUCGAACGCCAGUGUCGUCAUCUGAAGAACCUCGUCGAGUUCGUGGAUUUUUUUUUCAAAGCUGAAAGAAUCCUUUGCAUGCUGGCCAGGUGUCCCAUGGGUGUGCCCGUAUCAAGCCCGUUUUUAUCCAGCUUGAGUUAUGCUGAAACGGGAGACAGUAUAAGAAAUAGGUAGCCCUAAAAAGAGACCCAACUGGGCUAAAACGGAGCCUCAGCUAUGAUAAAAAAGGGCAAGAGCUCUACCAGCAGUACUUAUACGGUUUGAAUGCGGGCACGCCCGCUGAGAGCCCAUUUUAGAACAGCUAUCAAACUUCAAUAGGAUGAGAGAGCUCUCCAGUGUCCGCGUGUUUCAUCGUUAGCAAGCGUGCUUACCCGGGCUUUAGGCCUUUUUUUUGCAAAGUCUGCCCGGGCUUGCCCGAAUUGAGGCUUUGAAUAAAUUUUUGAAAAUUGGACGAAAUAAAAAUCUUGACUCAAAAUUUUCAACUCUUUGGGCCAGCCCGAUCGGCCUCGCUAAGGUCGAAGCUUACCGGCGAUUUCAGAGAAAGAAAAGAUAGCACGUCAACGUGAGAGACGAAGAGGGCGGAAAGAAGUUCAAGCCUCGAAAAAAAAGGCUGUCCGAUCAAUUUUUUGGGAGUUGAUGUAAAAAAAAAAUUUAUAGCGAUCAUUAAUGUUUUGAUAUUCAAAGAUCCAAUGAUUCUGAACUGUAAUUUUCGCGAAAUUUGAAUUUUAUUCCUUCCAGUAGCCUCACCCAAAUGGUCACUAAUCAAAGCCGCGAAAUCGAGCAACUUCGACAGCAAAGAUCCUGCGAGUCGCAAGCCCAAUUCGUUAGUUUCUUAUUUUUUUUGUAG
Caenorhabditis auriculariae is the source of this 31657-nucleotide messenger RNA. The record is from the annotation of a GenBank genome assembly. NCBI's taxonomy places the organism in Eukaryota, Metazoa, Nematoda, Chromadorea, Rhabditida, Rhabditidae.